GUUCUUGAUACUGGCAGAAGAAAGACAGUGAGCGAAAAAGAUUACAUAUUCCGUGAGCGAGAUGAACCAAUAGGUAUUGGGCUGUUUGUGCUAUAGUGCCAAUCAUUAGUUUGAAAUAUUUUUAUUUAUUUAAAGUAGAUUUGUACAUAUCAAAAUUGUACCAUAAUGGUAUUAUUACGUUUUGUAUUUACUUUAUUAUUUGUAUUUUCAAAUGUUUGGUCUAAAGAAAGUAAUGAUAUUCUGGUCUAUACAGUGGCAACAGAAGAAACCAACGGCUUUGAUAGAUACUUAAAUUCUGCCAAUGAAUUUAACAUACAACCGAAAAUAUUGGGUCUGGGCCAUGAAUGGAAAGGUGGAAAUGUCAGAACACAUCCUGGGGGUGGAUUUAAAUUUAAUCUACUCAAAAAUGCCUUGGAGGAACAUAAAAAUAGUAACAAAGUGGUACUCUUCACAGACUCCUAUGAUGUGAUAUUUUUAGGAAAAGUAGAUGAUAUUAUUAGGAGAUUCAAGAAAACUGGUGCAAAAGUUCUUUUUGGUGCAGAACCAUAUUGUUGGCCAGAUACCAGUUUAGCUGACCAAUAUCCAGAGGUGACAGAGGGUAAAAGAUUUUUAAACUCUGGAAUGUUCAUUGGAUACGCCCCUGAAAUCUACAAGUUAUUAACAAGAGAAGAUAUUCAAGAUGACGAUGAUGAUCAACUAUAUUGCACAAAAGCAUAUUUAGAUAAAAAAUUCAGGGAAGAGAUUCAAAUGAAACUGGAUCAUAAAAGUGAAAUUUUCCAAAAUUUGAAUGGGGUAGCAGCUGAAAUCGAGAUUGCUUCUAAACAGGAAAAAGAAGAUGAGAGAGAAACAUAUUAUAUCAAAAAUUUAGUUUCUCGUACAGAACCAUUGAUUUUACAUGGCAAUGGACACUCAAAAUAUACUCUAAAUUAUCUUGGUAACUAUGUUCCUAAUGUUUGGAAUUCGUUGGAAGGUUGCAAACUAUGUAAAAAAGGACAGAUUGAUCUCUCAGCUAUAUCCACCAAAGAUUGGCCUACUGUUCUUAUUUCCGUAUUUAUUGAGCAAAAUACUCCAUUUUUGGAAGAAAUGUUACAGAAAUUGUAUUCCAUGGAUUAUCCAAAAGAUAGGACGCAUCUCUUUAUCCACAAUUCGAUAAAAUUCCAUACAAACAUUGUUCAAAGCUUUGUGGAAAGAUUUAGCAAAGAUUAUGUAUCUUUCAAACAAAUUACCCCUGACGAUGGUAUACCGGAAUGGACAGCAAGAGAUUUAUCACUGGAUAUAUGUCAAAAGAAAAAAUGUGAGAUAUACUUCUCUGUAGAUUCUAUCGCACACAUCGACAAUCCGUUCACGUUAAAACUUCUUAUUGAACAAAAUCGUACUGUCGUAGCUCCUAUGUUAACCAGACCUGGCAAGGCUUGGAGCAAUUUCUGGGGAGCACUGACCAAAGACGGCUUCUACUCCAGGUCCAAUGAUUACAUGGAUAUUGUACAUAAUGAGAAACAGGGAUUGUGGAACGUGCCUUUCAUCUCAAAUGCUUACAUUAUCAACGCCACGCUCUUGAGGAAAUUCGAUCGUACUCAAUUGAACUACACCAGACCUAACUUAGAUGCCGAUAUGGCGUUCUGUAGUACUUUGCGGCACUUGGACGUAUUUAUGUACGUAUCAAACAGGCUCGAAUUCGGUCAUUUGAUUAACGCCGAUACAUUCGAUGUCACGAGAACAGAACCUGAGAUGUAUCAAAUAUUCGAAAAUGAGAGAGAUUGGGAAGAGAGAUACAUACAUCAAGAAUAUCCAGAUAAUUUCAAUCCCGAAAGGAAGGAUGCACAGCCUUGUCCGGAUGUUUACUGGUUCCCCAUCGUUUCGACUAGAUUCUGUGAAGCUCUUAUUAAUAUGAUGGAGAGUUUUGGAAAAUGGUCGUCGGGUAAAAAUGAAGAUGAUCGUCUGUCUGGAGGAUAUGAAGCUGUACCUACCAGAGAUAUCCACAUGAACCAAGUUGGAUGGGAAAGGCAUUGGUUAUACUUUUUACAAAAGUACGUCAGACCGUUGCAAGAGAAAGUUUUCUUGGGAUACUACCAUGAUCCACCUAAGUCCCUCAUGAAUUUUGUUGUGAGAUAUAGACCAGAUGAACAACCUUCGUUAAGACCACAUCACGAUAGUUCAACUUAUACUAUCAACAUCGCCCUCAAUAAGAGAGGAAUAGAUUACGAAGGGGGCGGCUGUAGAUUCAUUCGUUAUAAUUGUAGUGUGGUUGAUACUAAACAAGGUUGGUUAUUGAUGCAUCCCGGUAGGUUAACUCACUUCCAUGAAGGUUUGUCAGUCACCAAAGGGACAAGAUACAUCAUGAUAGCGUUCGUCGAUCCAUAGAUUAUUUCUCUAUUUACCUAAUUAGAAUCGUUUAAUCAAGUUUGCUCUAGAUCCAUUCUAAAAGUUGAAUGCUUGUUGGAACAUAUAGUUCAGGUCGUAGCUGUUUUUUCUUUUUCAUAAUGCAUCAGAUGUUUUUCAGUAUAUUGAUUUAUAGUUUGUACUUUCUAACUGCUCUUUAUGUUUCAUAUCUGUUUUAUGAUAUUUCUUCAAUAUUACUAUUUCAAUUAGAUUCGUAUAUUUUUGUUUAUUAUUUUAUGAAUUAAGUUAAAUUUUAGUGCUUCCAAAUAGUAGAAGUAAUUAUCCAGAUAUUUUAACCAGGAGAUGUCAAACUUUCAACCAUUGUUAUACACAUUUAUAUGUUCCUCUUUUUAAUUUUCAAGCCAAUAUUUUGACAAGACUUACAUAGUAUGUAACGUUGACAGUUUUAAUUUUGUGUUCAUUUAUUUUUAUAACAUUUAAAUUAACCCCAGAAAUUUUUAUUAUAUAGAAAAUUUUAAUUUUCUAAACCAACUUUUAAUAAAUAAUAUUAAAAUUUGA
Diorhabda sublineata is the source of this 2898-nucleotide messenger RNA. RefSeq names its product procollagen-lysine,2-oxoglutarate 5-dioxygenase (gene Plod). The transcript is spliced from 9 exons. The record is from RefSeq and is a predicted model, not a curated record. Gene Ontology annotation, biological process: peptidyl-lysine hydroxylation. Gene Ontology annotation, cellular component: endoplasmic reticulum. Gene Ontology annotation, molecular function: iron ion binding; L-ascorbic acid binding; procollagen-lysine 5-dioxygenase activity. NCBI's taxonomy places the organism in Eukaryota, Metazoa, Arthropoda, Insecta, Coleoptera, Chrysomelidae. Bases 166 to 2361 code for a protein of 731 amino acids.